GAGGAGGAGGAGGAGGAGGAGGAGGAGGAGGAGGAGGAGGCCUUAGUCUGCCAUUUUGCCUCUUGGGCAUUCUGGAAGCUCUUCAACAUUCUUACGUUUGCCUUUGAAGCGCUUUCCAGUAAUCUCACCAGUCCUGUCACCGACUCCACUAUCCCACUUUAAUAACCCAUCACCUCGUUAG
Molecule: messenger RNA, 181 nt
Organism: Hydatigera taeniaeformis
Lineage: Eukaryota; Metazoa; Platyhelminthes; Cestoda; Cyclophyllidea; Taeniidae
Source: the annotation of a GenBank genome assembly